Molecule: messenger RNA, 1221 nt
Organism: Anopheles marshallii
Lineage: Eukaryota; Metazoa; Arthropoda; Insecta; Diptera; Culicidae
Product: maternal effect protein oskar
Exons: 4
Coding region: 1-1221 (406 amino acids)
Source: RefSeq, a predicted model, not a curated record
AUGGUUCUAUUCGCAACAAACACCAUUUAUGACGCGGAGGAGGACCUCAAGGCUCAGCUGCGCAGCGUUAUCAUCACCCGUUCCAAGGAGGGUGCAACGAUCGAUGAAAUAAUAGACGACUACACGGAACUGACGGGGACACAUUUGCUGAGCAUCUUUUUCAACCGUGCCGUGCUAGUCAAGUACCUGUCCAUGCUGGAGAACGUUUGGUGCACGACAGAUGGUUCGUGCGGUUUGCUGCUGUGGUUCUGCAACACACCGAGGACAAAGCACGUGGUGCAUAUGAUACAGCAGCAGCGCUCACCACGUGCUAGAGGAGGUAGCUACCGGCAAUACAUGCCACGUGCUAUUGCACAGGUAAAUCAGGAUCAUCAGAGCAGCAGAUCGACCAGUGGUGCAGAAACGGUGGCACACACUGAGGCACCCACGUCGAACGUAUUCAAUGGAUUCGUAUAUAAUGAAACAAUGCAGACGCGAGCAAGCACACAGCCUGGCCGAGCUUAUCGUUUCAAGCGUCCACCCCGAAUGGUACGGCACAAUCCGUACCAGCGAAGGACUUCGGAUCGUAACGGUACUACAGGCUGGAGACAAUCCAGAUCAGAUGAGCUGGAUUAUUCGAUGUACGGACCAUCGUACCACCGUCAUCAGCUAGUGGGAGACGACUUUUUUCUAGCCAUAGCUAAAUGGGAGCUCGGAUUUUCGUUUGAUCGAGGCCACUGCAUCGAUAUGAGCGGACUAUGCAUCUCAGGACUAACGCUCUCGGAGGCUGCCAAACGUGUAGAGAUCGCACCGUUCAUCGCGGACCACGUGCUGGUUAAUGUCGGUACCGUCGAUCUGCUGCAUGGACGAGAAAUGAUUGAUCUAAUACACGAUUUCGACCAACUAGUAGCACGGUUCCGCGAGCGUAACGUAGAACCGAUCAUGACAACACUGGCACCGAUUGCUAACUCUGGCGGCCGCACACCGAUGGCCGAUCGGUUGCUUAAGCUGAACGAGUACAUCUGCCGUACCUGUCCACGUACGAUCGACCUGUGGAAGAACUUUGUGCACGCGAACGGGACCGUACGAUUCGAGUGCUAUCAGCCGGGGCCGCGGAAGGUAUCCGGUAGCAUAAUGCCACACGUUCUGUGGAACAAGCUCGGUCGGCAGCUAAUGCUGAAUGUGCUGGGAAACGAAAUAGCCACACAGCUAACUACCGACGAACAGUGGAGAUAUUACUGA